AUGGGGGAGCCAGCGCAGCAGCAGCAGCAGCAGCAGCAGCAGCAGCAACAGCAGCAGCAGCAGCAGCAAUGCGGGGAGCUGCAGCAAAUGGUUGCCUCUCGUCCACACUGGGCGCAUCAGCAGCAGCAGCAGCAGCAGCAGCAGCAGGAGCAGCAGCAGCAUAGCUUCCAGACCCACCAGCAUGUACAGCAGCAGCAGAACCAUCAGCAGCAGCAGCAGCAGCAGCAGCAGCAGCAGCAGCAGCAGCAGGCUUGUGGUCGGCUGCGGCAGCAGCAGCAGCAGCAGCAGCAGCAAGGUGCAUUAUCUUCUUUUGGUUCUUCUCUCCGAUGCUGUCUAUCUUUGGGGGCCCCCUGGGGGCCCCCCCAAGAAGGAGAAGAGGGGGGGGGCCCCCUCAGGGGCCUCCCCUACUUCAGCCCGCCCCCAGUUGUAUGGCAAUACUGCUGGACUCAGCAGCAGCAGCAGCAGCAGCAGCAGCGGCAGCAGCAGCUGCAGCAGCGGCUGCGGCAGCAGCAGCAGCAGCAGCAGCAGCAGCAGCAAGCUUUAGAACAGCAGCAGCAGCAGCAGCAGCUGCUGCUGCUGCUGCUGCUGCUAUUCUUUGUACUGUGCUGUCCCUCAGCAGCAGCAGCAGCAGCAGCAGCAGAAGCAGCAGCAGCAGCAGCAGAAGAAGAAACAGCAGCAGAAGGGCAAGCUAAUGACCCCGCUGACCCCUACCAAAAGCAGCAGCAGCAGCAGCAGCAGCAACAGCAGCAGCAGCAGCAGCAGUUGGGGGCCCCCAUCAGCAGGAGAGAAGCUCGCCAUUUUGCUGCUGGUUUAUCUGUACCCUCUUCCUUGCUGCCCUGGGUCGCUAAGGGUACAGUGUGGGGGGCCCCCCUCCACCCAGCAGAUUCGGGUGAGCUUAGUGCUGCAGCAGCAGCAGCAGCAGCAACAGCAGCAGCAACAGAAGCAGCAACAGAAAUAGCAGCAGCAGUAGCAGCAGCAACAGCAACAGCAGCAACACGAACAGCAGCAACACGAACAGCAGCAACAGCAACAGCAGCAGCAGCAGCAGCAGCAGAAACAGCAAUAGCAGACACAGCAACGCCGCAUGCAACACCAUCAUACAAACCACCCAGGGGCCCCCAGGGGGCCCCCCGGGGGCCCCCCAGGGGCCCCCCUUUGGGGCCCCCUCUAGCAGCAGCAGCUGUGUGUCUUCUGUGUGCUUUGCUGCAGCUGCAGUUUGCUGCUGCUGGCUGCCCUGUUGUUAACGACGACGAAGACAGCAGCAGCAGCAGCAGCAGCAGCAGCAGGAGCAACUGCAGCAGCAGCAGCAGCAGCAGCAGCAGAAAUAGCAACGUUCCAGAGGACCCGUAUGGAUACGAAUGUCCUGCAGCAGCAGCAGCAGCAGAAGCGCAGCAGCAGCAGCAGCAGCAACAGCAGCAGCAAGAGCAUCAGCAGCAGCAGGAUGAGGCAGCAGCAGCAGCAGCAGCAACAGCAGCAGCAGGACGCAUACGAAGGAGCCUUGAAAUACCCAGCUGCUGCGGAAGCUGCAGCAGCAAACACAGCAGCAGCAGCAGCAGCGACAACAGAAGUUUCUGCGUGCUCAAUACUGGAACACAUCAGCAGCAGCAACAGCAGCAACAGCAGCAGCAGCAGCAGCAGCAGCAGCAGCAGCAACUGCUGCAGCAGCAGCAGCAACAGCAGCAGCAGCAGCGAAUGCUGCACCAGCAGCAACAGCAGCCACAGCAGCAGCCGCUGCAGCAGCAGCAACAGCAGCCGCAGCAGCUGCAGCAGCAGCAACAGCAGACGCAGCAGCAGCUGCUGCAGCAGCUGCAGCAGCCGCAACAGCAGCCGCAGCAGCAGCUGCUGCAACAGCCGCAACAGCAGCUGCUGCAGCAGCAGCAACAGCAGCUGCUGCAGCAGCAAAUAUAUUUAUUGAUUGAAUAA
This is a messenger RNA of Eimeria mitis, 1923 nucleotides long. RefSeq lists its product as uncharacterized. The coding region runs from base 1 to 1923 and encodes 640 amino acids. The transcript is spliced from 8 exons. The record is from RefSeq and is a predicted model, not a curated record. Lineage: Eukaryota; Apicomplexa; Conoidasida; Eucoccidiorida; Eimeriidae.